CCCCUUUCUCGCCUGCUCCGCCAGGAGGCCGGAGUGCCCGCGGGGUCUCUCCAAGAUGGCAGCGCAGAGGAGGAGUCUGCUGCAGAGUGAGCAACAGCCAAGCUGGACGGACGACCUGCCUCUCUGCCACCUCUCUGGGGUGGGCUCAGCCUCCAACCGCAGCUACUCUGCUGAUGGCAAGGGCACGGAGAGCCACCCGCCGGAGGACAACUGGCUCAAGUUCAGGAGUGAGAACAACUGCUUCCUCUAUGGGGUUUUCAACGGCUACGAUGGCAACCGAGUGACCAACUUUGUGGCCCAGCGGCUGUCGGCGGAGCUCCUGCUGGGCCAGCUCAGUGCAGAGCACACUGAGGCCGAUGUGCGCCGUGUGCUGCUGCAGGCCUUCGACGUGGUGGAGAGGAGCUUCCUGGAGUCCAUCGAUGAUGCGCUGGCUGAGAAGGCGAGCCUGCAAUCCCAGCUGCCAGAGGGCGUCCCGCAGCACCAGUUGCCUCCUCAGUACCAGAAGGUCCUUGAGCGACUCCGGGUGCUGGAGAGGGAGAUCUCCGGAGGAGCCAUGGCUGUCGUGGCGGUCCUUCUGAACAACAAGCUCUACGUCGCCAAUGUCGGUACAAACCGUGCGCUGUUAUGCAAAUCCACAGUAGAUGGGCUACAGGUGACACAGGUGAAUGUGGACCACACCACGGAGAACGAGGAUGAGCUUUUCCGCCUCUCGCAGCUGGGUUUGGAUACAGCAAAGAUCAAGCAAGUGGGGAUCAUCUGUGGGCAGGAGAGCACCAGGCGCAUUGGGGAUUACAAGGUCAAGUACGGCUACACUGACAUCGAGCUGCUCAGUGCCGCCAAGUCCAAACCGAUCAUCGCGGAGCCCGAGAUCCACGGUGGGCAGCCACUGGACGGGGUGACUGGCUUCCUGGUACUGAUGUCCGAGGGGCUCUACAAGGCCCUGGAGGCAGCCCAUGGGCCUGGGCAGGCCAACCAGGAGAUUGCGGCAAUGAUUGACACCGAGUUUGCCAAGCAGACUUCCCUGGACGCUGUGGCCCAGGCCGUGGUAGACCGCGUGAAGCGCAUCCAUGGCGACACCUUUGCCAGCGGUGGGGAGCGCGCCAAGUUCUGCCCGCGGCAUGAGGACAUGACCCUGCUGGUGAGGAACUUUGGCUACCCGCUGGGCGAAAUGAGCCAGUCCGCACCGACCCCGUCCCCAGUUGCAGGAGGCCGCGUGUGCCCCGUGUCCGUGCCCUACUCCAGCGCUCAGAGCACCAGCAAGACCAGUGUGACGCUGUCCCUCGUCAUGCCUUCUCAGGGCCAGAUGGUCAAUGGGGCCCACAGCGCAUCCACCCUGGAUGAGGCCACGCCCACGCUCACCAACCAGAGCCCAACCCUGACCCUGCAGUCCACCACCACGCACACCCAGAGCAGCAGCUCCAGCUCCGACGGCGGCCUCUUCCGCUCCCGGCCGGCCCACUCGCUCCCGCCAGGCGAGGACGGCCGUGUUGAGCCCUACGUGGACUUCGCUGAGUUUUACCGCCUCUGGAGUGUGGACCACGGCGAGCAGAGCGUGAUGACGGCGCCGUAGCUCUGGCCACAGCGUGCAGCCUUCCCCGGGAGGCUCUGGGGCAGGAGGG
This is a messenger RNA of Orycteropus afer afer, 1619 nucleotides long. The record is from RefSeq and is a predicted model, not a curated record. NCBI's taxonomy places the organism in Eukaryota, Metazoa, Chordata, Mammalia, Tubulidentata, Orycteropodidae.